AGGGGAGGGGAGGGCAGGGCAGGCAGGGCCCGCCCCCGCCCGCAGCUCCGCCGCAGCCCUCCGGGGUGGCUCCGGGCCCGCCGGGGGACGCGCCCCCCACCCGGGGCCUGCGGCGGGGGCGCCGGAUAAAGCGGUGCCGGCCGGCCGGCCCCCGGCGGGACGGGACGGGCAGGGCCCGGGGGGGCCAUGGCGAGCCCCUUGCAGCCGCAGCAGGAGCUGACGGCCCGCGGCGAGCAGCGGCUGCUCUGGGGGAGCGGCGCGGCGGGGGCGAAGCGGCAGCCGUCGGGGGAGCGGGCGGAGGGGCUGCUGCUGCUGGAGCUGCGCCGCUGCCCACGGUCGCCGGCCCUCGGCGUGGAGGGGGAGGAAGAGGAGGAUGAAGAGGAGGAGGAGGAGGCGACGGCGGGCCCGGGCUGCUGCCCCAAAUGCAAGAAGCGGGUGCAGUUCGCCGACUCGCUGGGGCUGAGCCUGGCCAGCGUGAAGCACUUCAGCGACGCCGAGGAGCCGCGGGUGCCGCCCGCCGCCCUGUCCCGCCUGCAGAGCCCGCCCGUCGAGGCGGGGGAGCCCGGAGCAGCCCCGGGGCUCCCCUCCAGCGGGGCCCGGCCGCCGGCUGCCCUGCUCCUGGAGCCCGACUUCCCCGACGGCGGGGCGCCGUCGUCCGAGCGGCUGCGGCGGCAGCGGGUGUGCCUGGAGCGGCUCUGCCGGCCCGCCUCGGCCGCCGGCGUGCGGGGCACGGUGCAGGUGCUGCCGUGCGGCGGCCCCGCCGAGGUGACGGUGCGCUACACCUUCAACGAGUGGCUCUCCUUCAUGGACGCCCCCGCUGAGCCCCUGCCCGCCGCCGCGACGCCCGCCGUCGAGCCGCCGGCCGAGCGCUACGGCUUCACCCUGUGCGUCCCGCCGAGCCCGGGGGAGGGCUCGGCCCUGCACUUCGCCGUCCGCUAUCGCAGCCAGCAGGGCGAGUACUGGGACAACAACGAGGGCCGCAACUACACGCUGCGGUGGUGCCGCCGCGCCCCCGACGGCUGCCCCGACAUGGCGGCCGCGCCCCUCCACUGACGGGGCGGGGUGGGGGGGGGCACACCUGAGGUAGAAACGGGGCGUCGCCGGCUCGCGGGGUCCUUUUUAUUACGUUUUGGAGGAUAUGAGGGGACUGAGUGGCGUGUGGUUUGGUGUUGGCCGUAGUGAGGUAUUAUCUUUUUUUUUUUUUUUUUUUUUCCUCGACGUCAUUUUCUGAGGCUUCGAUUCGGGCUUCAACGCACCCACCUGCUCGCCGGAGCACCCCAGUGACACGAGCCCCGCGUUCACCGCAGAUGUAGCACCGCACCCCGCUUC
Messenger RNA from Oxyura jamaicensis (ruddy duck), 1329 nucleotides. It is a transcript of the gene PPP1R3G, whose product is annotated as protein phosphatase 1 regulatory subunit 3G. The transcript has a single exon. Lineage: Eukaryota; Metazoa; Chordata; Aves; Anseriformes; Anatidae. Gene Ontology annotation, cellular component: protein phosphatase type 1 complex. Gene Ontology annotation, biological process: regulation of glycogen biosynthetic process. The record is from RefSeq and is a predicted model, not a curated record. Bases 187 to 1053 code for a protein of 288 amino acids. Gene Ontology annotation, molecular function: protein phosphatase 1 binding; glycogen binding.